This is a messenger RNA of Helicoverpa armigera (cotton bollworm), 3571 nucleotides long. Its product is annotated as balbiani ring protein 3-like. The transcript has 2 exons. The record is from RefSeq and is a predicted model, not a curated record. Lineage: Eukaryota; Metazoa; Arthropoda; Insecta; Lepidoptera; Noctuidae. The coding region runs from base 164 to 3280 and encodes 1038 amino acids.
ACAAAAUACACUAUAUAUUGUGCGGUUACGUUCUUAUCAGUAUUAAUUGUUCGUUCGUAUCAAUUAGACGAGUGGAAGUUGAUAACAGUGCUACUUGCUUUGUCAUUGUCAUUGUUUAUUUUGGUCCUGUUUUCGAGUGAUUUUUUGAGGAAAAGAACCAAUCAUGCCGUGCUGCAAAGUAUCAGUCAAGAAAACCCUGGUCUGCUCCAUGAGCGAGUGCAUCUGCAUCCCAACGGAAGGCAAACAAUACGUCUGCCUGAGCAAAGAUGUUGACGGCAAUAUCGUACCCUGCUUCGACUGCAAGGCCGUCGUAAUGGAAGGUGACGAAUUCAAAUGUGUCGACGAAUCCUGCAUCUGUCUCCCUACUAAUGGAAAGAACUGCCUCUGUGUCUGUAAGGAUGAAGAUGAUACGAUCAAGUCUUGUGACGACUGCCCUUGCAUCAACGCUGAAGAAUGUAAGGAAACUUUCAAGAGAUGCAACAAGCCUGGAUGCGUCUGUCUCCCAACUGACGGAAAGGCUUGCAUCUGUGUUUGCAAGAAGAAUGGAAAGAUUGUCCUUUGUGAGUGCAAUGGGGCGGGAACUUGUGUCAAUUCUACUUGCGUCUGCGUUUCUACUGAAGGAGCCAACUGUAUCUGUGUUUGCUGCGACGUAAAAGGCAAUAUAAAGGUCUGUAAAGACUGUACUUGUGAGGGCAAGAAGAAGGAUUCCCUGGUUUGCAACAAAGAGGGCUGUGUCUGCAUUAUAACGGAUGGGAAGUCCACCAUUUGUGUCUGCAAGAAUGAUGCAGGCAAAAUUGUGUGUUGUGAUGAAUGUGUGUGUGAAUCUGGCAAUUGUGAUAAGCCAGGGUGUGUAUGCGUUCCAACUAAUGGAGCCAAGUGUGUCUGCGUCUGUUGUGACGAGAAAGGCUCCAUUAAAAUCUGCAAGGAUUGUACUUGCGAUGCUAAUAAGUCUGCUACCCCAAAAUGCAGCAAGGCUGAAUGCGUUUGCAUUCUGACUGACGGUAAGUCUUGCAUCUGUGUUUUCAAGAAUAAGGAAGGCAAGAUUGUCCGUUGUGAUGACUGCAAGUGUGAUGAUGCUGGUAAAUGUGAUAAGGCUGGAUGUAUUUGUAUUUCAACUGAAGGAGCUAAGUGUGUUUGCGUCUGCUGUGAUGAGAAAGGCUGCAUUAAAGUCUGCAAGGAUUGUACUUGCGAUGCCAAUAACUCUGGAGCACCGAAAUGUAGCAAGGCCGAAUGCGUCUGCAUUCUAACUGACGGCAAAUCUUGCAUUUGCGUCUGCAAGAAUAAGGAUGGCAAGAUUGUCCGUUGUGAUGACUGCAAGUGUGAUGAUUGUGGCAAAUGUGGAAAGCCAGGAUGUGUUUGCAUCCCCACUGAUGGAGCCAAAUGUGUCUGCGUUUGCUGUGAUGAGAAAGGUGCCAUCAAAAUCUGCAAGGAUUGUACUUGUGAUGCCAAUAAAUCUGAAGCCCCUAAAUGUAGCAAGGCUGAAUGUGUGUGCAUUCUAACUGAUGGUAAGUCCUGUAUCUGUGUCUGCAAGAAUGUUGACGGCAAGAUUGUCCGUUGUGAUGACUGCAAGUGUGAUGAUUCUGGUAAAUGCGACAAGGCUGGAUGUGUUUGCAUUAAAACUGAUGGAGCUAAGUGUGUUUGUGUAUGCUGUGAUGAGAAAGGCUCCAUUAAAGUCUGCAAGGACUGCACUUGCGAUACCAAGAAGUCUGAAGCCGCAAAAUGCAGCAAAGCUGAAUGCGUAUGCAUUCAAACUGACGGUAAGUCUUGCAUCUGUCUUUGCAAGAAUAAGAAAGGCAAGAUUGUGCGUUGUGAUGGUUGCAAGUGUGAUGAAUCUGGCAAAUGUGACAAACCUGGAUGUGUUUGCAUCCCCACUGAUGGGGCCAAGUGUGUAUGUGUAUGCUGUGACGAGAAAGGCUCCAUUAAAGUCUGCAAGGACUGUACUUGCAAUGCCAAUAAGUCCGAAGCCCCGAAAUGUAGCAAGGCUGAAUGUGUGUGCAUUCUAACUGAUGGGAAAUCUUGCAUCUGCAUUUGCAAGAAUGACCAAGGCAAGAUUGUCCGUUGUGACGGCUGCAAGUGUGAUGAUUCUGGCAAGUGUGACAAGGUUGGAUGUGUUUGCAUCCCUACUGAUGGAGCCAAAUGUGUUUGUGUAUGCUGUGAUGAGAAGGGCUCCAUCAAAGUCUGCAAGGACUGUACUUGCGAUGUCAAUAACUCUAAAGCUCCGAAAUGUAGCAAGGCUAAUUGCAUUUGCAUUUUGACUGAUGGUAAGUCUUGUAUCUGUGUUUGCAAGAAUAAGGAAGGCAAGAUUGUCCGUUGUAACGAUUGCAAGUGUGAUGAUUCUGGCAAAUGUGACAAGGUUGGAUGUGUAUGCAUCCCUACUGAUGGAGCCAAGUGUGUUUGCGUCUGCUGUGACGAGAAAGGCUCCAUCAAAGUCUGCAAGGAUUGUACUUGCGAUGCCAAUAAGUCUGAGGCACCGAAAUGCAGCAAGGCUGAAUGCGUUUGCAUUUUGACAGAUGGUAAGUCUUGCAUUUGUGUCUGCAAGAAUAAGGAAGGCGAGAUUGUCCGUUGUGAUGACUGCAAGUGUGAUGAAUCUGGCAAAUGUGACAAGGCUGGAUGUGUUUGCAUUAAAACUGAUGGAGCUAAGUGUGUCUGCGUCUGCUGUGAUGAGAAUGGCUCCAUUAAAGUCUGCAAGGACUGUACUUGCGAUGUCAAUAACUCUAAAGCUCCAAAAUGUAGCAAGGCUAAUUGCAUUUGCAUUUUGACUGACGGUAAGUCUUGCAUCUGUGUCUGCAAGAAUAAGGAAGGCAAAAUUAUCAAAUUGUAUAGUUGUGAUGACUGCAAGUGUGAUGAUGCUAGCAAAUGUGACAAGCCUGGGUGUGUUUGCAUCCCCACUGAUGGGGCCAAGUGUGUUUGUGUCUGCUGUGAUGAGAAAGGCUCCAUCAAAGUCUGCAAGGAUUGUACUUGCGAUGCCAAUAAGUCUGAGGCACCGAAAUGCAGCAAGGCUGAAUGCGUUUGCAUUUUGACUGAUGGCAAGUCUUGCAUCUGCGUUUGCAAGAAUGAUGCAGGCAAGAUUGUCCGUUGUAAUGACUGCAAGUGUGAUGAUUCUGGUAAAUGUGACAAACCAGGAUGUGUUUGCAUCCCCACUGAUGGGGCCAAGUGUGUUUGUGUCUGCUGUGGUGAGAAGGGCUCCAUUAAAGUCUGCAACGAUUGCACUUGCGAGGCCAAAGAGUCUACUGGAACAUGCAGCAAAGUUGUAACUGAUUCUAAGAAAUGCUGUGCCUAAAUUCUAUAAGCUUUGUAUGCUACGUACUGUACUCCUAUAUUAUAUACCAAUGUGUAAUCAUUUAGAAUAGAAAUGUUUAAUCAAUUUUUUUUAUCACUAUAAUCUUUUUAAUCACAUGUUUAUUGUUGUUAUGGGCUUAUGUUUAUUCUAUUCAAAUGGGUUUUAAUGAUAAUCAAUAGAUAAGUAUGACUAUAUGAUGUUUUUGGAUUAUUUUUAUUCGGUUUUGGUGUAUUUACUUCUUAUAUUGCUUUGAAAUGUAUUGUGUUUAUUGGAAAUAAAUAAUAAAAAGUA